AUGAAUCUUUCCAAAAUAGUCGACGCCACUCCUGCUCCUCGUCGAACACAGUUCUCCAGCUGUGAUCGAUGUCGGAAGGCCAGGCUGGCUUGUGACGCUGUGCGCAUUAGACUUCAGCCUGACAAGCCGGACGAGUCGAGGUCUUGCUCGAGGUGUACUCGAAGGGGACAAAAAUGCACGUUCGAGUGGAUCAAGACUGUCAAGAGGCCGACCACGCGGCCCCGUCGAAACAGCCAAGCGGUACAUGUACCAGUUCCAACAAACCAGGGACAGUUCUCGCUCUCUCCCCCUGACAGUCUACCUAGUGGACAUGGUGCGUCUGCCUCUGAUACUCCUGUGGAGCUGGUCGAGAAGAGGUCUAUUGAAUGUCAUUGGGGCCAAACGUCCGAUUCACCAGUCUCAAUACCUAAUCCGACUCAUAACCCUAACUCACCUGUUUCCAUACCCAAUCCCAGUCCCGCAGACUACAAGUCAUGUCCGUUGGACGAGGCCAUAGCCAUGGUGGGUGACUGGCUCGACCGGAUCUUCGAAAGCUGUUUCGAGCAUGCGUACGGAUUAUGGCUGGGACGGCACUGCUGUCCAUUCGUUUCAGAACCAGACUCCGAUAUCAUCCUUCCUCCGACUCGAUUAUUCAGCGAAUUGGACGCUUGUCUUGCCGAAGACUGGGAGGCGAGAAACGUGGGUUCUGGAUGGCCAAGUUCGAUGUCACGACAGGAGAAAGAUUACCAGACAGAGCAGUCUCUCCGCCGGGCAAUCCACAGUUUCGCAGCUCGGUGGCUCCACCUCGUUCCACUGACCCUGCCACCUGGUGUUGUUCAGUUCGACAUCACCCGGGAACUGUGGCGACGAGCACGAACAGACAUGCUCAAGGUCAUCAAUCGAGUAUCGUACCGUUCUGUCCUGACGCUGUUUUUGUUCGGACUCACACCUAUCCCCGUUGGCAUCUCCGAAGAGGAAGAGCUAGAUGGCUUGACCGGACAAAUAUGCGUACAGACCGCCCUUCAGCAGGUCCAGAGACUACGUGAAAGACAACAAAACCAUCAAUUCAAUGGCACCAAAGUAUCACUCGGAACAACGGACAUGUUUUCGAGUCCAGCACCCCGAUCCAACUUUAGCCGCAUUUUCCUCUCCGCCGAGAGCAGAGCGUACUGGGGCGCCCUGAUCUUCGACACGUCGGCAUCCCUGACUUUGAAUUAUCGGUCAUUUCUGACAUCUGGCCUGCACGGCGUCGCGUCCGAGUCGUCCUGGCGGGUACUGAAAAUGGGCCUCGGAUCGUUCUACACACGAACCGAAGACUGGCGGACCGGAGUUGUCGAGAUGACCGAUGACAUGGCUCUCGAGGCCAUCGCCGGAGCAGGCGCAGGAAAUAUGUACCUGUGGAAGAUGAUCGCCGUGCUGAAGGAGUCGCUACGAGAAGGCCACGGAGAGGAGAAAGUCGCCGAAGCAUGGACUGCCUGCAUGGAAGCUUUGGAAAUGUUCAAGGCCACCUUCCGCCCACUUUUGGAUUUAUGUGAGCCCCGGAUCCGGUUCAUGGACCAGGCCAGGAAACUCCAUUGGUUUCAGCUUAUGUUGCAUCACAACCUGGGUCUCUUGAUCUUGAUCGAUGGUGUCGCGGCCGCUGAGCGGUCUGACCUUUUGGCGCAACUGACGCAGGUUCGUCUCGAGGCUGAACGGGAGCUGCUCGAUGCGAUCAAUUUUGGUCUCGACAAUAGCUACACGAUACACGGACCGCCGCGACGAAGUAGUGUCAGUGGUGUAUCCGGUGGCAUAUCCGGCGUGCAAUCAUCAUCAAAUUCGUUUCCGACGGUCCUCUCGGCUUCCCUCGUCGCCAUAAACCCCUAUCCACAUUCAUUGGUUGCCGCUAUCCAACUUGUGGACAAAGCCGUCAGCCGAGACUAUAUGCAAGGUAAAGUCGGCUUGGAGGCGUACAGACGUCUGAAAACAACGCUUCUAAGAGCCCUGGAACAGUCGCCUCAGAUGUCAAUGUCGGUCGAAGCGGCAAGACGUGAAAUGGUUAAAUCGCUUGCGCAAUUGGAUCGAAUUGGGAUUGCUGGGAAGAGUCUGAGCAUGUCGCCGGAGAUUGCCCGUGCUCAGCAUCACCACAGGUUGGCAUAUCCUGAAUGA
Molecule: messenger RNA, 2124 nt
Organism: Exophiala dermatitidis NIH/UT8656
Lineage: Eukaryota; Fungi; Ascomycota; Eurotiomycetes; Chaetothyriales; Herpotrichiellaceae
Exons: 3
Coding region: 1-2124 (707 amino acids)
Biological process (GO): regulation of DNA-templated transcription
Molecular function (GO): DNA-binding transcription factor activity, RNA polymerase II-specific; zinc ion binding
Source: RefSeq, a predicted model, not a curated record